Messenger RNA from Lepisosteus oculatus (spotted gar), 4053 nucleotides. Its product is annotated as vitamin D receptor. The record is from RefSeq and is a predicted model, not a curated record. Gene Ontology annotation, biological process: negative regulation of transcription by RNA polymerase II; positive regulation of transcription by RNA polymerase II; cell differentiation. Gene Ontology annotation, cellular component: nucleus. Lineage: Eukaryota; Metazoa; Chordata; Actinopteri; Semionotiformes; Lepisosteidae. Gene Ontology annotation, molecular function: zinc ion binding; vitamin D response element binding; nuclear receptor activity.
UUAAUAGUUAUUAGAAUAAACAAUGACCAAUUACAUGUACAACUCUUACUGCUGAAGUUGAUUAAGUUUGUAUGCGUUUAAGAAUGUAUAAUUUUUCUAAUAUUUCCACUUUUGAACCAUGAGUUUAAAAGCAUCAUAGACCGUCAAAUGGUCCACUCUCAUUCUCCAGUGUAGGUCCCAGAGUUCAUUCAGAAAGGAUUGCAAUCAGUCAGUACUUCAGGGCCCAUGAGAGGUUGACAGAUUUGUCCUCCGAGUGUGCAGGGCUUAAAACAGAAGAGAUUUCUGAUGCAUGGCUCUCCUCUCAUGCUGAGAAAAACACUGGUUUCAUGUAAUGUACUGUAAAUAAAACACAGUACUUCUGGACUGUUGUAGAACGGUUUAAGUAACUUUUUUAAUAUACAGUUGGAAGCUGAAGUAAUGGUGUCCUUUGCUAGCAAACGAGGAUCUACGGUGGUAGAAAGCAAAGCUUCCUCCACAGUGUCUUCAUACUGUAUAAAUGAAUCCGACUUUUGCGUUUUACAGCGAUUCUACCCCUUUAAGCUCUUACGACUUGUUUACCUCUUCCCAACCUCUGACGUCAUGACACACCCCUGGUCCCGUUUUUAUAGGGAGGCGGGGGGUUGUUGUCGCUGUAUCCUUUGAAAAGCAUUCCAUUCAUCCAAUCGGAAAGUGACUGUCAUGCGGGCUGUCCAAUGAGCAGACGGGUGAAACGGCCUGCGGCUUUCUGAUUGGCUUCUGGAGGAUGUGGCUAAGCUUAGGAUAUGCCAUUCCUGCUCACGGUAGGGGGGCGGGUUUUAGCGGAAGCGAUAUGAGUGUAGGUAGGGUAGGCUGUGGGAAGUAGUUUCGGCUCGGUGCUGUUUGAGUUUUACAAGUUUUUUUUAUCAUUAUUUUGUGGUCAGUUCUGACACUAGUCACUCCUGCCACAACAGGCUGUCACUGAGGCAGUACUGCGUGUUUACUACGUUAAAGGAAAUGAAAAGGGCACCACAUUACUAGUACAGUACCUCGUUGGCAGCAGACGCUUUCGUGGUUUUGAAAACUAGCUGAAUGUGUCGGUUUAUGUUUCGUGCUGACUUUCCCCACGACAUUAGAUUAAACUCAAAAUUCAUGUGUCGGAAGAGACAGUCCCGCUGUUGAGGUUGGUUGAGCGUGGAGGGGUAGCGUUUAAAGACGGAGUCUUCACGUACUGUGAAGUACAGUUUUUAAGCUCCCUAGUAUUUAUUUAUGGGGGGUGUGUGCGCGUUCUGCUAAUGGGGCUCUGACGUUACGUCGGUCGAGUCGAGGAAGUUUGGAGCUGGGAGACCUGGAUGUUUGUGAAGUUGUGGGAACGCCGCUUUCUUGCCCGUGACCAGCUAACUGUCCGCUAGGAAGCGAAGUGGCGACCCGCUUGGACAUCACAAGGUCAUGCUAAUACGCCAGGGACAAUCCAGUGGGCUUUCAGAGGAUACCAACAGACACUUGACAAUGAACGGGUACCACUUCAUGGAAUCAAUGGCAGUGAGCACCUCGGUCAUGGGCUCGGCGGAUGAGUUUGACCGCAAUGUGCCGAGGAUCUGCGGCGUCUGUGGAGACAAGGCCACUGGCUUCCACUUCAACGCCAUGACCUGUGAGGGAUGCAAGGGCUUCUUCAGGCGUAGUAUGAAGCGCAAAGCCACCUUCACCUGCCCCUUCAACGGCAGCUGCACCAUAACCAAGGACAACCGGCGGCACUGCCAGGCCUGCCGCCUGAAGCGCUGCGUGGAGAUCGGCAUGAUGAAGGAGUUCAUCCUGACAGACGAGGAGGUGCAGAGGAAGAAGGACCUGAUCAUGAAACGGAAGGAGGAAGAGGCCCUGCGGGAGGCGUCACGGCCGCGGCUCAGUGAGGAGCAGAGCAGGGUCAUCUCCAUGCUCGUGGAGGCCCACCGCAAGACCUAUGACGACUCCUACUCCGACUUUAAGCAGUUUCGGCCUCCAGUAAGGGAGGGACCUGUGACGCGUAGCGCUAGCCGAGCCGCAUCCCUUAACUCCCUCAGCAACCUUUCUGAUGCCUCCUCCGACUCCUUUAGCCAAUCACCAGAGUCGGUGGACAUGAAGCUGAUGAACUUCAGCAACCUGUUGGCAAUGUAUCAGGGAAACAGCCCAGAACCCCAGAAGGACCCCACCGGACUCUCCAUGCUGCCCCACCUGGCUGAUCUGGUCAGCUACAGCAUCCAGAAGGUCAUUGGGUUUGCCAAGAUGAUCCCUGGGUUCAGAGACCUGACUGCGGAUGACCAGAUAGCUUUACUGAAGUCCAGUGCCAUUGAGAUCAUCAUGCUGCGCUCCAACCAGUCCUUCAACUUGGAAGACAUGUCCUGGACCUGUGGAAGCCCAGAUUUCAAGUACUGCAUCAAUGAUGUCACAAGGGCUGGACACACAAUGGAGCUCCUGGAGCCACUGGUGAAGUUCCAGGUGAACCUCAAGAAACUCAAUCUAGAUGAAGAGGAGCAUGUGCUGCUGAUGGCCAUCUGUCUGCUAUCCCCAGACCGGCCAGGCGUCCAGGACCACGCACGGAUCGAGGCCCUCCAGGACAAGCUGUCGGAGAUCCUGCAGGAUUAUAUCCGUGUGCAUCGCCGUAGCCGGCUGCUCUAUGCCAAGAUGAUCCAGAAGCUGGCGGACCUGCGUAGCCUGAAUGAAGAGCAUUCCAAGCAGUACCGCUGCCUGUCCUUCCAGCCAGAGCACAGCACGCAGCUCACGCCCCUGGUGCUGGAGGUGUUUGGCAGCGAGGUGUCCUAGCCAGUGCAGAGCAGGAUUAGAUAGAUGGCUGCUGAAUCCUGAUGAGGUACCUCCUCUCGUUUCGAGUCCAAAAGGGAAUUAGAAGAUAUUCUACAUAGAUAUAUUUUAAAAAAAAGAUUGGUUUAUGUCAAAAUGAAUUAAUUUAUCACAUAUUGUUUGCAAGGAUGUGUGUAUAUACAGUAUGUAUAUGUGUGCACAUUUGCAUAAGCAUGUACAUACUAUUGUGAAAUGCUUGCUUUCUUUGUGCAUAGACAUGCUGUCAUUUUUGUACACACAUAUACAUAGCUUUCUAUAAAUACACCUAAAACGCAAGCUGCCUUCUGUUUUUAAUGUUUUUUUAUAAAUAUCUGAAAUAACCACUUCUGUAAAGUUCAGGAUACAGAAAGUGUCUAUUUGUAGGUCUUGUUUUUUUUUUAUCUCGGUUCCAUGUUCGAAGCCCUCGCCUGUCCUUAAGUGCCAUUAUCGCCCUUCUCAGCAUCAGUUUAAAAAAAAAACAUUCUUUGUAGGAAAAAUGUUCUUUGUUCCCAGUCUCCCAUCUUUAUCUGCCACAAAUCGCACAAGAUCAGUUAAAAGCUUAAAUCAUUUCGGGCUGUUAUGCUUUUGAGAAAUUACACUGCCCUGUCUAUAGUAUGAUACAGUCAGUACGUUCAGAUGAUACAUUAUCUUAAGUGCUGAGGUGACCACAGUGAAGUUUUCACUAUUCCACACCUCCAUACUGGGUAAUACAUUUAAUGCUUAAAGACUUAGUAGUUACUUGUUGAAGGGGUAAAGAGAUCAUUGUCUGAUUGUUGUUUGUAUUGGACUGCCCCCUGGUGGUCAGAAAUUGUAAAUACUAUUCUGUGUAUUUAAAAAUCAACAGGUAAAUGCAAAGAUAAUUUAAAACAAGUUUCCAAAAAUAUGCAAAUGUUUAUUUUUUAAUAACACUAUGCUUUGCCUAGUACUUUAUUUUUGUGUAUGGGACGCCUUUGUUGUGUGAUAUAACUUGGAAAUGGGGGGGCUGCAGGGAGGGAGACUUAAAAUGUGGUCAGGAUGUGUGUUUUUACAUUAGAAGACAAUGCUCUCGUAAGUGAAAGCCAUAGACAGCUGAAACAGUCAAGCGAGCAUGUUGCAGCAAGCCUAACAGCAGUGGUACAUGACCAGCUACAAUUCCAAUGAUCUGUUCCCCACUUAUCCGGGUGAACACGUCAGAAAGCAGGAGCCUAUCCUGGAAGAACUGGGUUCAAGGCGGACUGAGGACUCUGAUGUUGACCUUGAUAGGACCAGACAUCACAAGGUCCUGUAGAAACGGACAGUUGAAAUGAA